Messenger RNA from Sceloporus undulatus (fence lizard), 3523 nucleotides. RefSeq names its product carnitine O-acetyltransferase (gene CRAT). The record is from RefSeq and is a predicted model, not a curated record. The transcript has 14 exons. Gene Ontology annotation, molecular function: carnitine O-acetyltransferase activity. Gene Ontology annotation, biological process: carnitine metabolic process, CoA-linked. NCBI's taxonomy places the organism in Eukaryota, Metazoa, Chordata, Lepidosauria, Squamata, Phrynosomatidae. Bases 109 to 1992 code for a protein of 627 amino acids. Gene Ontology annotation, cellular component: peroxisome.
GGCAGGAGGAGCACGCCUCCAUUGCCCAGCUCCCCAAGGCCACAAUCCAGGACUUUGACCCUCCUCCUCCUCCUCCUCCUCCCUCAGGGGCCCAGGCCAGUGUUAGUUAUGCUGCUAGCCCUGUUGGCCAGGAACAUGGCAAAGACGCCGGGUUUGCUGAAGCCAGUGGCAUUACGGAGGCUUCCGGGCCGAUACUUUGCCCACCAGGAAGGCCUUCCCACCCUCCCUGUCCCGCCUCUCCAACAGACCUUGGAUCGCUAUUUGUUGGCUCUCCAACCCAUCAUAAGCGAAGAGGAACUCAGCCACACCAAGGACCUGAUUCAUGAAUUUCGGAAGCCGGGGGGUGUUGGCGAACGGCUGCAGAAAGGACUGGAGAGGAGAGCUAGGAAGCAUGAGAACUGGCUGUCAGACUGGUGGUUGAAAACAGCAUACUUGGAGUAUCGGCUACCUGUGGUUGUGCAUUCCAGUCCAGGCGUUGUUUUGCCCAAGCAGGAUUUUCAGGAUCGGCAAGGUCAGCUAAGGUUUGCAGCUAAGUUGAUUGAGGGUGCCUUGGACUUCAAGACGAUGAUAGACAAUGAGACCCUUCCUGUGGAAUACCUUGGUGGGAAGCCUCUCUGCAUGAACCAGUACUACCAAAUCCUCUCCUCAUGCCGCAUCCCAGGCCCCAAAAGAGACUCUGUGGUGAACUAUGCCAAAGGCAAGAAGCCAUCCACCCACAUCACUGUUGUCCACAACUUCCAGUUCUUUGAGCUGGAUGUUUACAGCAGUGAUGGAAGCCCACUGACAACUGACCAGAUUUUUCUCCAGUUGGAAAAAAUUUGGAACACUUCCCUUCAAACGAACAAGGAGCCGAUUGGAAUCUUGACCACUAACCAUCGGAACAGUUGGGCCAAAGCCUACAACAACCUUAUCAAAGACAAGACAAAUAAGGAGUCUGUACGCUCAAUUGAAAAGAGCAUCUUCACUGUCUGCCUGGAUGCACCGAUUCCCCGAGUCUCGGAUGACAUCUACCGGAGCCGUGUGGCUGCCCAGAUGUUGCAUGGCGGAGGGAGUCGCUGGAACAGUGGAAACCGGUGGUUUGAUAAAACCCUUCAGUUUAUUGUGGCUGAAGAUGGUUCCUGUGGCUUGGUGUAUGAACAUGCUCCCUCAGAGGGUCCCCCCAUCGUUGCCCUGUUGGAUCAUGUUGUGGAGUACACGAAGAAGCCAGAGAUGGUGAGAUCUCCCAUGGUUCCUUUGCCAAUGCCCAAGAAACUGCGGUUCAACAUCACCCCAGAAAUCAAGAAUGACAUUGAGAAGGCAAAACAGAACCUUAACAUCCUGGUGCAGGACUUGGAUGUUACGGUGAUUGUCUUCCAUCAAUUUGGAAAGAACUUUCCUAAGUCUCAGAAAAUCAGUCCAGAUGCUUUUAUCCAGAUGGCUCUGCAGUUGGCUUAUUACAGGAUGUAUGGUCAGUCCUGUGCCACAUAUGAGAGUGCCUCGCUUCGGAUGUUCCGCCUGGGCCGGACAGACACCAUCCGUUCGACCUCAGUGGACUCUCUCAAUUUUGUCCAGGCCAUGGAUGAUUCUGGCAAGCAGGACCAGGAAAAGGCGGAACUUUUGAGGCGAGCAGCCCAAGCUCAUCGAUCUUAUACUGACAUGGCCAUUAAAGGGAAUGCAAUUGAUCGACACCUCCUGGGCCUGAAACUUCAGGCCAUUGAGGAUCUUGUGAGCAUGCCCGAACUCUUCAUGGAUACCGCCUAUGCUGUGGCCAUGCACUUCAACCUCUCCACCAGCCAGGUUCCUGCCAAGACCGACUGUGUAAUGUGUUUUGGUCCCGUUGUCCCUGAUGGCUAUGGCAUCUGCUACAACCCAAUGGAUGAGCACAUCAAUUUUGCCAUCUCCGCCUUCAACAGUUGUAGCGAAACCAAUGCUGCUCGCAUGGCACAUUAUUUAGAAAAGGCCCUUCUGGACAUGCACCUCCUGCUGCAGUCAAACCCCAGAUCUAAACUUUAAGAGUGAGAGCUUGCACCCAGAAGCCUUUUGGCUCCAAAAAAUGGCCUAAUAUCCAUCAGCCAUGUUGUUUAACUGUGGCGUGAAGAGAAUGGGCCCUGUUUGGAUCUCUAGCAGUGCGAGACAACUGCAUCAGUGCACCUCGCUCAUCACCUGACAUGGAUGGCCUUUUCGUGUGAUUCAGAAGGUGCCUUGCACUCCCUCAAAAGUUACUUUCUUGGAGGGUGAGAAACGACAACAGACACUUGUAUUCCUUGUAUGGCAUUUUUCUGUGUGGCUGUGUUUUUGCUGUGGAAAUGAAAAUAGGAAUGCAGCCUUUCUCCCGCAAGAUACUCCUCCUAAACUGGGAGAUUGAUUCCAGCCUGCAAAGGAGAAGUUAGAAUUACCUGGGGUCACCUCUGGGUUUUCGCUUGCUGAUCUACAUUUUCGUUGCCCUGGUGCAUGCCUCUCCGAAGGGAUUAGGGUUGUUUAAAAUUAAGAGCAGAAGAAGUGUGUGGGCCACAUAUGGCCCCAGAUUAAUUUCAGUGGUUUGGUGGGCCCCUCUGCAACCCCAAAAGUGGGCUGCUGCCCAGCAAGUGCUCUUUGGUGGGCAGUAUGACCCCUUAGCCCUUGACAAUUGCCCACCUCUAUUUUAAACAUGUGUUUGCAGAGAGGAAGCUGGCAUCUGAAUCCAAGGAAAUCUGGCAUGGGGAACUUCCACCAGCACCACUGUUUUGAAGCGAAACACGCAACAAACUUCUCACUAAGUCCAGGAGUUGCCACUGAGAUCUGCUACCAACUAGAAGUCACUUUUUAGUGCUGAUCUUGGUAUGAGGGUCUUCUCAGUCUGCCUUUUUCAUAGUUUUGGUUUCUACACAGAGAUACUGACCCCUCGGCCUUUUUUGCCGUCCAUCUAAAUCUGUCCUCUGACACUUAGAAAUUUAGUUGUGAAGCACUUCUGCUGUAACAUGCUCCGUUCUGUGUUUUGGGCUGUUUUAGUGACUGCUGCUUAAGUCUUCCUUGUGGUUGGAAGAAAUAGCCAUUUAUUUGAGCCAGAUAAUUUGAAGGUUUGGGGGAUUAUUUUUUUCUUAUUUGGCACAUUGGAUACUUCAAGGAGUUGCUCAUCUAGCUGUCUGAAGGACUUCAUGUGUCUUGCAGGCCUUUCACAUUUCUUCGGUGCUCUUUUUAGAGACAAAGGGAUAACUUUGUAUUGAGCAGAUACUGAUCGCCAUUCUCAAAUGUAUUUUUCCCUGUCAGCUGAGAAGGAGGAAAAUGGAUUGCUCCAUUUACUCCAGAAUGUAGAGGCUGGAAAACUUUUCUUUUUCAGUUGCGAAUCCCAGCAUCUUUCAGCCAUAUCCCAUGCUGGUUAGGGAAUUAUGAAGGUUGCAGUUCAGAAGAGGGGUUGUCCAUCUCUCCUCCUAAGUAGCUAUCUGAGGACUAAGGUCUGAUCUGCACUGCAGAAUUAAUGCAGUUUGGCACUAAAGUAACUCAUGGCUCCAUCCAUCCUGGGAUUUAUAGUUUGUUGUGGCACCAGAGCUCUCUGCGAAGGCCUUAA